Messenger RNA from Guyanagaster necrorhizus, 405 nucleotides. RefSeq lists its product as uncharacterized. The record is from RefSeq and is a predicted model, not a curated record. NCBI's taxonomy places the organism in Eukaryota, Fungi, Basidiomycota, Agaricomycetes, Agaricales, Physalacriaceae. The transcript has 2 exons. The annotation marks the transcript as partial.
UGCCGAAGACAGCUUUCAAAGUAUACCUGCCCGACAUGUAACCUCCCUUACUGCUCCUUGACGUGUUUUCGCUCUCCCGCGCACGGUGACUGCUCCGAGACGUUUUACAAGAAUGAAAUCCAACGAGAUGUUGGCGCAGACCAGAAUCUGAAAGCGGAAGAGCGGAUUAAAAUGAUGGAGAUGCUGAAGAGAUUCGAGGCGAUGGAAAACAAAGAGGACGAGGACGGGGUCGAUGGUUUGGCAGAGCGAUUUGAAGGUAUUGACCUCGACAACACAGAUGAACUUUGGAGUCGUCUAACACCUGCCGAGCGCACCAAAUUCCUGAACGCCGUUGCCGAUCCUUCCAGCGAGCUCGCUCGAUCGCUUCUCGCAUCUGAAGAAUAUGAACGUUCUCCGUGGUGGGAA